Molecule: messenger RNA, 510 nt
Organism: Cuscuta europaea
Lineage: Eukaryota; Viridiplantae; Streptophyta; Magnoliopsida; Solanales; Convolvulaceae
Source: the annotation of a GenBank genome assembly
AAAAUUUUGUAUUUAACAUAUGAUGUUGAUUUUGAAGAAGAAGAUGAUUUUGACGUACUAAACUGGUGGAAGGGAAAAGAAAGAAUGUUCCCGGUUUUAACAAAGAUGGCUAAGCAAGUGCUAUCAAUGCCGAUUUCAACAGUUGCCGUGGAACAAGAAUUUAGUUCGGCCGACAAUGUCCUAACGCAAUGUAGAACGAGGUUGAGCGCAGAAUCUCUUGAGAUGCUUAUAUGCUACCACGAUUGGUUGAAAGCGGCCCGUAGAGCUCAAGAAAUUGACAUCACCCCAUCCCAACAUUUAAUAGAUGAAUGAUGAAUCUACAAUCGAGGGUGGCUCUACCUAUGUCGGAGAUUCCGAUUGAAUGAUUGAUUAGUAUUUCAUGUUUUAAUUUUACCUUCAAUUCUCAAUUGUAACUUGUAAACUUGUAGGUCAUAUUUCAAAUAAAUAUACGUUCAUUUUUUUAUAUGUAGCAUUUUUUUUACUGAAUUCAUAAAAUUAAUUAAUUAAUUU